Molecule: messenger RNA, 571 nt
Organism: Cyanistes caeruleus (blue tit)
Lineage: Eukaryota; Metazoa; Chordata; Aves; Passeriformes; Paridae
Source: RefSeq, a predicted model, not a curated record
GUAGCGCCGUGAGGGAAGCGCCGUGAAGGAAGCGCCGUGAGGGAAGCGCCGUGAGGGAAGCGCCGUGAGGGAAGCGCCGUGAGGGAAGAGCUGGGACCGCCGGGUCCGCCGGGUCCCGAUCCCGGUUUCGGUCCCGGUUCUCCUCUCCCCAUCCCGGUUCCCCCGUCCCGGCCGCGCCAUGGAUUGUUACACGGCCAACUGGAACCCGCUGGGCGAGGAGACCUUCUACCGGAAGCUGGAGCUCUACUCCAUGGAAUGGGGGCUGCGGGAGGACCUGCGUGACUGCGUGGUGGCAGCUGCCCCCUAUGGGGGUCCCAUAGCUCUGCUGAGGAAUUCCCGGCGGGACAAGACCCCCGGUGCCCGCCCGCUCCUGGAGAUCUACACGUCCUCAGGGCUGCUCCUGGCCAGCGUCCCGGUGAGCCGGGAGGGGACGGACAGCCCGGGUUUGGGGACAGACAGCCCGGGUUUGGGGACAGAUACCCCGGGUUUGGGGACAGACAGCCCGGGUUUGGGGACAGACAGCCCGGGUUUGGGGACAGACAGCCCGGGUUUGGGGAGGGGGGAAGAGGGA